Messenger RNA from Doryrhamphus excisus (bluestripe pipefish), 1315 nucleotides. It is a transcript of the gene aimp1a, whose product is annotated as aminoacyl tRNA synthetase complex interacting multifunctional protein 1a. The record is from RefSeq and is a predicted model, not a curated record. NCBI's taxonomy places the organism in Eukaryota, Metazoa, Chordata, Actinopteri, Syngnathiformes, Syngnathidae. Gene Ontology annotation, molecular function: tRNA binding.
GAGCUUCUAAGGUAAAAGAAUAUAAUCUCACCGAGAGUUAGCGUGAACUUCAGUCUUUCACUUAUGUCAAUACUGUGCAGCAGCCUUCGACCCUGAAAAACAAAAGAUCAGGGAUUGUGGAAACUUGACAAAUCAAGAUCCUCAGGAUUUGUAAUUAGCGGUUCUUACAGCACACAAUUCAAAGAGGAGAACUCCCAGCGACCAGACGUCCGUUUUGGGUCCCGAAGGUCGGGGUGUUUCAUCGUGGGAAGGAUCACUUGGGUGGAAGGAGCCCUGAGCAAUCACCUCUGGAGCAAGGUUUGGUGUUCGUUCCUUGAUCAAGAUGUCAAGUCUCAACCCUUUGGCAAUGCUGGAGCAGAGAACAGCUGAGGCUGACAUGCUCAUAGAGUACCUCAAAGAACAUGUCGAGCUGCUCAAGGAAAACGCCACCAUCCAAGCCAACCUCAGAAAGGAGAAGAAACUGUUGGCAGAGAAUGCCAAACUGCAGCAGGACAUUGAUGAACUGAAAAAGCAGCUGCUGGAGAAAGAAAGGAAGAGGGGAGUCCUGGAUGUAUCCAUGCCAUCAGUCCACAGCAGCGUUGAGUGCUCAUCCAAUGCCGCUCCUCCCCAGCCUGCGACUCCGGCACCCUCUACCACCUCUGCUGCUACUGUCCGGAGUCCUCCACCAAGUGACAACAAAAUGAAGCCAGAGAAAAAAGAGAAAAAGCCACAGCCAGCUCCGGCUGCAGGUCAGGACAGCAUCAAGGUGGAUGUGUCUCGCCUGGACCUGCGUGUUGGACGCAUUGUGACGGCAGAGAAACACCCGGAUGCAGACAGUCUCUAUGUGGAGCAGGUGGAUGUUGGAGAGCCUUCGCCCAGGACCGUGGUCAGUGGGCUGGUCAAGCACAUACCUCUGGAGCAGAUGCAGAACCGCAUGGCAAUUCUGCUGUGUAACUUGAAGCCUGCCAAAAUGAGGGGAGUGACAUCCCAAGCCAUGGUCAUGUGUGCCAGCUCUCCAGACAAGGUGGAAAUCCUCGACCCACCAAGUGGUGCCAUACCAGGAGACAAAGUCACUUUCCAGGGCUUCCCAGGUGAACCCGACAAGGAACUGAACCCCAAGAAGAAAGUGUGGGAGCAAAUUCAGCCCGAACUCCGCACGGAUGGCGAGUGUGUGGCGACCUACAAGGGGGCUGCAUUUGAAGUGACGGGCAAGGGUGUGUGCAGAGCCCAAACGAUGAGCAACAGUGGAAUCAAAUAAAGGCGGCGGCAAAACCAUUCUGCUGGUGACAAAUGAAAGUAUAGAACUUUCAAUAAAAAAGUGUUUUCAUCUUCCUAA